Molecule: messenger RNA, 1808 nt
Organism: Parastagonospora nodorum SN15
Lineage: Eukaryota; Fungi; Ascomycota; Dothideomycetes; Pleosporales; Phaeosphaeriaceae
Exons: 4
Coding region: 1-1692 (563 amino acids)
Source: RefSeq, a predicted model, not a curated record
AUGUCUGAUAUAGCCACAGACCCCAUCUUGAUCUCUUAUCAAGUCAGCAAAUGUUUGGUGGAUUUCCGCAAUGUACACGGGAGUUUAGCAUCAGCUGAACCCACAGUCCGCGUCAAAUUGCCCGCAAGUGUGGCAAACGACUUACUUGGUCGCUUCCGACUAUGGGUCGGCAACAUCGGAGCCCAUCACAAGGGAAGGGCUUCACUCGAUUAUAAGCUGCGGGAAGCGUCUCACAUACGAACCAGAGUUAUAGAGCUUCUACAGCACCUCGAGCACGACCUACAAGACAUGCUCCAGAUCAUCACUGGGCAGCAGAUGUCUUGGGAAGAUAUGACCGAUUCCGAUUCAGACUCAGAUACCUCCAACAUUGGAUCACAAUUCUCGGAAGAACACCCACCAACGGAACUUGCGCAACUCAUCUCCAACAUGAGUGAAGUGAUCGUUUGCCUCAUGCGCCUCUCGAUCGCUAUCCGAAACCCAGCACCCCACGAUCGAUUUAGACACUCGAGGCAAAUGAACGAUCCACCUCAAGAGCCGUGGGAUAUUGCGCAUGUACGGGAGAAGUUUCCAGAUGCUCCAGAAUACCUCGUACUCCGACUUGGCAGAGCAAUAUCGCGUAGAAGGCAAUAUCUGGUUUAUCGAGAAGAGCAUAGAAUGAAGCUGGGGGAAGACUUGGAUCUGGAACCGAAACCACAAGGUUCCAAAGCUCCACAAAACGCUGGAAACCUUGAUACAACAACUUCGGAGUGGGCCAAUAGCACCGUGGCGUCUUCGCUUGCGCCAGCGGUCAAGGAAAGCAUCAUAGUACCUGAUUUUGGGAUUACUCCUCCCGAUGAAGAUGCAGCUUCCCAAACUUCAUAUGCAUCCUCAAACAGCGACCCCUCCAAAAUACGGCCUCCAAAGUUACCAGAGCACGGCUUGAACGGCGAGCCCUUUGAGUGCCCUCUGUGCUUUCGGUUUACGUCUGUUAAGCAUUUACAUGCCUGGCACAAGCAUGUUUACACUGAUCUACAGCCAUAUUAUUCGAUGGAUCAAGAAGCAUGCUGUCCACUUUGUACGGAGAAACAGCGUUCCCUUACUCAGCUCCGUCGUCAUCUAGGCAAACAUCACGAACAGCUCUCGCUUUUUGCUAUUCCUCCGCAUAUGAAUGAUAACGAAGAAGGUGACGAAAGCGAUGAAGCAGAUGUUUCAUCAAUAUCGGGUGGUGCUGCGAGCAAUCUGGGGUCAUCCAAUGAUGAAAUCAUCGGUUCUGAAGAUCCUUUCAACGCUGCAAACAAUCCGGAUAUAUCUGACGAUGAGUAUAUGAAUUUUGAAGCUGUGGUCAAGGAGAAGAACGAAAACAACGGAUUAGUGGGAGUAGAUGGGGUUGACCAGCUGCCGGCAUCAACGCUCACUGACGUGCGGACGUCGAGACCGACCGCACAGCCAUUACAAUCACAGUCGAACACAGAGGGCUACGCAAAGCCCGCCAUUCCAGCAGGAGUACCCGAGAGCUACAUGCUAUCUAUGCUCGCUUCGCGUUAUGUACGCAAAGAGAAGCUAGUGGCAUUGCUCGAAAAAUUGUUCGGUGGGGAUGCAGUUGUACAGUACAAUGUUCGCAUGCUCACCAUCAAAGCCAAGAUUUGUGCUGAAUCGCUACAGGUCGAACAUCACGCCUGGCAAUAUUGGUCUCCAAGGUUAUUAGACGAGUGACACGACAUAGGAGCAUAGCCUAUCCAGGAUAGAGUCCAUCGAAAGAGGUUGCAUAAUAAGAAUGUGAUUCGGCGAUCUGGUGAGAAAUGAUAGAACGGGAAUGCUUCUACGUAUUC